AUGGAGGAGGCCAAAGCUGUCUUGAAGUUCAUCGAGGGCAUCUCUGAAAAGACCCUGAGGAGUACUGUCACGCUCACGGCUGCCCGAGGAAGGGGGAAGUCUGCAGCUCUGGGAUUGGCUAUUGCUGGGGCAGUGGCUUUUGGGUACUCCAAUAUCUUUGUUACCUCCCCAAGCCCUGAUAACCUCCACACUCUGUUUGAAUUUGUCUUUAAAGGAUUUGACGCGCUGCAAUAUCAGGAGCAUCUGGAUUAUGAGAUCAUUCAGUCUCUCAAUCCUGAAUUUAACAAAGCUGUGAUCAGAGUGAAUGUAUUCCGAGAACACAGGCAGACCAUUCAGUAUAUACAUCCUGCAGAUGCUGUGAAACUGGGUCAGGCCGAGCUUGUUGUGAUUGAUGAAGCCGCUGCCAUCCCCCUGCCCCUGGUGAAAAGCCUCCUGGGCCCCUACCUUGUGUUCAUGGCAUCCACCAUCAACGGCUACGAGGGCACUGGCCGGUCCCUGUCCCUCAAGCUGAUCCAGCAGCUCCGUCAGCAGAGUGCCCAGAGCCAGAUCAGCACCACCGCUGAGAACAAGGCCACAGCGACAGCCAGACUGGCAUCAGUGCGGACCCUGCAUGAGGUCUCCCUGCAGGAAUCCAUCCGAUACGCCCCCGGGGACGCGGUGGAGAAGUGGCUGAAUGACCUGCUGUGCCUGGAUUGCCUCAGCAUCACCCGGAUAGUCUCGGGCUGCCCUCUGCCCGAGGCCUGCGAGCUUUACUAUGUUAACAGAGAUACCCUCUUUUGCUACCACAAGGCCUCUGAAGUUUUCCUGCAAAGGCUUAUGGCCCUCUGUGUGGCUUCUCACUACAAGAACUCUCCCAAUGAUCUCCAGAUGCUUUCUGAUGCGCCUGCUCACCUUCUCUUCUGCCUCCUGCCCCCGGUGCCCCCCACCCAGAAUGCCCUGCCCGAAGUGCUUGCUGUCAUCCAGGUGUGCCUUGAGGGGGAGAUUUCUCGCCAGUCCAUCUUGAACAGCCUAUCUCGAGGCAAGAAGGCUUCGGGGGACCUGAUCCCAUGGACGGUGUCGGAACAGUUCCAAGACCCAGACUUCGGCGGCCUUUCAGGUGGAAGGGUUGUUCGCAUUGCUGUUCACCCGGAUUACCAAGGGAUGGGCUACGGCAGCCGAGCCUUGCAGCUGCUGCAGAUGUACUUCGAAGGCAGAUUCCCUUGUCUUGAGGAAAAUGUCCUUGAGACGCCACAAGAAAUUCACACCGUCAGCAGUGAGGCCGUCAGCUUGUUGGAAGAGGUCAUCACUCCUCGGAAGGACCUGCCUCCCUUACUCCUCAAACUGAACGAGAGGCCUGCUGAGCACUUGGAUUACCUGGGUGUGUCCUAUGGCUUGACCCCCCGGCUCCUCAAGUUCUGGAAACGAGCUGGGUUUGUUCCUGUUUAUCUGAGACAGACCCCGGUGAGUGAGGCAGAGGAGGGGUGUGGGUUUGCGGUUCCAGUUGGUGACAGGCCUGUCCUUAAACAGGCCCUGGUGCCUCUUCCUGUGCUCUGAGCACGUGUGCCCCUGCCUGCAAGAGGUUGAUUCUGAUGGACACCGAAACGGCCGUCCUCCCUGAAAGGCCUUACUCCCGUGCUGUGCGGUGCACACCUGCUGUGUGCCUGGCCUUGUGCUCGAUUAUAAAGUGGCAGAGGUGCACAUGGACUUGUUCGUCAAAUUCUGGAAUCCUGCAGCCUGGGGGCCUCUUCGAAUAGUACUGUAAAAAGCAAAACCAUGUUUUUAGGAGAGGGUUGCAGGUGGGCAGACUCCGAUUAUAAGCCGGUGUCUGAGGGAGGGAUGUAACUGCGUGGCUGACAGAGCCAUGGAGAUUAUGGAAGGGGAAGUUACUGACUGGGAGUUCAUUAAAAAAAUUCAUUUAUUUACCACCUGCUGUGAGCAAGAUAAGCCACGAAGCUUAUUUCUAAUGGGUAGAAAUGGGCAACAAGAAAGUGAAGAAAACGAGAACUUUUCAGAUCACACUAGGUGCCAUGAAGAAAACCAAACACUGAAACUGUAGUGUACUGAGUGGUUAGGCUUCCGAAGGGUGGCCUUUCAAACUGGACCCUGAAUGAUCAGAGUGCACUGGCUAUGUGGACAUUCCUGGAGAAAACUGUGUUUCCAAGCAGGGGGUGCAGCGAGUGUGGGUCCUGAGGUGGAAGUGACUUGGUGAUUUGAAGGAGGCGAAAUAAGGCUGGUGUGGGUCAUGGUGGGGCAGCGAGG
Messenger RNA from Leptonychotes weddellii (Weddell seal), 2238 nucleotides. The record is from RefSeq and is a predicted model, not a curated record. NCBI's taxonomy places the organism in Eukaryota, Metazoa, Chordata, Mammalia, Carnivora, Phocidae.